Aspergillus mulundensis is the source of this 1056-nucleotide messenger RNA. RefSeq names its product zinc-dependent alcohol dehydrogenase family protein. The transcript has 2 exons. NCBI's taxonomy places the organism in Eukaryota, Fungi, Ascomycota, Eurotiomycetes, Eurotiales, Aspergillaceae. Gene Ontology annotation, molecular function: oxidoreductase activity. The record is from RefSeq and is a predicted model, not a curated record. Bases 1 to 1056 code for a protein of 351 amino acids.
AUGGCUAACUCUACCUUCAAACAAUAUUACCUGCCUGAGAAGAAGGGUUUCGACAGUCUAGUUCUGCGUGAAGUGCCGAAGACUUCCCCAAAAUUCGGCCAAAUCCUGGUGCGAAUCAAGGCCGUCUCACUGAACUGGAGAGAUGGAAUCAUUGCCAUAGGAACCUAUCCGUUCCCAGGGCCAGAUGCUCUUGUCCCCGGGAGUGAUGGAGCAGGAAUUGUUGAGGAAGUGGGAGAAGGCGUGACAGAAUGGAAGGUUGGCGACCGGGUUCUCGCCAAUUUCACGCAGGACCACAUUGCUGGGAGGCUUAACAAGCAAAGUCUCCUCUCUCAGCUGGGUGGGGAGAUCCAAGGCCUGCUCGGCGAAUACUUCGUUUUUCCGAAGACCGGGGUGGUCAAGAUCCCCGACUACCUGUCCUUCGAGGAGGCAUCCUGCCUUCCUUGCGCCGCCCUUACGGCAUGGAACGCGCUUUAUGGCCUGGUGCCUAUUCGCCCUGGUCAGACAGUCCUUCUCCAGGGGACUGGAGGGGUGUCUACGUUUGGAUUGCAGAUCGCCCAUGCCGCCGGCGCAACGACGAUUGUAACCUCCUCCUCAGAUGAGAAGCUGUUCAAGGCCAAGUCCCUUGGUGCCACUCAUCUAAUCAACUACCGAAAGAAUCCAGACUGGGCUGCUGAGGCCAAGAGGCUCACCGGAGGCCAAGGUGUCGACCAUAUCAUCGAGGUGGGCGGUACUCUCACUCUACAGCAGUCAUUCGAUGCCAUUGCACUGCAUGGACUCAUCCACUGCAUUGGACAUAUCACAAACCCUGAUCCCUUGGGUGCGGGCAAAGCGCUACGCGGUCCGGAUGCAGCUUUCCUGGCGCUGGACCGAGUCUGCAUCGUGCGGGGCGUCGUGGUCGGGUCCCGAGAGCAGCUGCAAGAUAUGCUCGAUUGCUUCCAGGGACACUCUAUUCGACCGGUGAUUGACCAAGUCUUUGAUUUCGAGCAAACUAGGCAGGCAUAUGAUUAUCUAUGGAGCUCCAACCACACAGGAAAGGUAGUGAUUCGAGUACCCUGA